This is a messenger RNA of Nelumbo nucifera (sacred lotus), 3903 nucleotides long. NCBI's taxonomy places the organism in Eukaryota, Viridiplantae, Streptophyta, Magnoliopsida, Proteales, Nelumbonaceae. The record is from RefSeq and is a predicted model, not a curated record.
UACCCUUCAAUUUUCCCUGCUGUGGUCGAACCCACCCAAUCACAUAACAACAACUGUCCAAACUCGUGUGGCUACCUUCUACGAUACGCUCGUAUCUGAUAUCUCUGUUUUCGAGUCAGGAAAGGACUCCGCUGCCCGCUGGUAAUCGGGCGGAUUAGUCCUAGCAGCGUCGACCGAAAGAGUCGUAACGCUUUGAAGUGAUGAACUUGCGUUGUAUGCCUUCUGAGACUUGAAUUAACGUCUGGUGCAGAUUUAUAUGAAAUUUCUUCGACCAUAAUCAGGAUCGCAGGAGGUGCACAGUUUCUACCAAAAAAAAAAAAAAGUAACUUUUCUGCCCAAAAUCUACAGAAGUUGAACCCUCCACACAGAAGAAAAAAAAUUGCUAUUUUUCCCUUUCCUUUACCAAAAUAAAAAGGAUGAAUGAUAUUCUAAUUAUGAGGAGGUUGUCGUUAUCCUCGGACUAGGUAUUUCCAUAGACACCAUCAGGCGGUGUCGAAGGAGCAGAGAUCGGCGAUGUGGCCUGUAUGAGGUCGAGGACGUGGACGCAGGCGCUGCCGCUGCCGCUGCCGUGGAUACCGAAGUUCUGUGAAGUUGCAUGGAGAGAGGUUCUCGUAGAAGGGGCUUAACUUGACGGCGUAGCCGUUGAAAGGGGGUUUCGAGACCGGUAUUUGUUUCUCAAGGGUUUUAGCUGUCUGGUUGAGGCCGGAGGUGGAGAAGAGGUGUUGCGGUGACCAGAGAGAUGAGAGAGGGAGGGAGCUAGUUGUCGCACGCGGGGGGAGUGUCACACGAGGUUGGGACAGCUGUAACUUUUCUAUUGGGUUAGCUGCAAGAUUUGCAGCUCGACGAUUGGGAUUCGUAAUUGGAUAGGAAUCGAGGUGAGACAGUAAAAGGCAGGAGGAAGACUGAAAUUUUGCAACUCUCAAGCCCUAAAAUUCUACACUUUUUCUCUUUUAUACCUCUUUGUUUGGGUUACUUUGAUCUCUUCUAAUUCCCACCUGUUGUAUCUCUAUUUCUCCGACAUCCUUGUUCUAAGCUGAAACCUUCAAUAUACAGCUUUUGGUUUGAUUGCAGUAGUUUUGGCGGGAAAAUGGAAAAUGACUCUUUAAUGGGAGAAAAAUCAGCUGGCAAUAAGGGAACAAAAAGGGGGGUAGGGGCGGGAGCCAAAAAAAGCAAGGGAGGAAAGAAGAGGAAGGCAGGAGUGGCCGCGACAGAGGGAGAGGCUUCGACAGAUUUUAUUGCGGAUCAAGAUACUCCGCGUGUAACGGUUUCGACGUUCGAUUAUAAUGUUGACAAUUACUUCAGAGCCGUGGAUACGAUUUCUAAGCUUUGUGGAGAGGAGGGGGAAGCUGUCAAUGCGAGUGAGGUCGAACGUUUAUCCACGAUGAUCAUUUUCUUAAGAGAGUGGAAGCAUUAUUAUUACAAACCAAGAAUCAUUAAGUUCACUUGUGGAACUGAAAAACUGCAACAAAAAGAUGUUGUUAAUGGGAUAAACUUACCUCAAUUCUCUUCUGCAACUGUUCCAAAGAUGGAGAGACUAUCUGAUGACAUGAAUUUUAUAGAGUCAAGAAUAUCCCUUCUUAAAUCUUGUUGCAGCAAAGAUUUUAUCUUGUAUGUUGGAGGCCCUGUCUGGGCAUUGGAUUGGUGUCCGAGGCUACAUAGGAGUUCCGAUUGUCAUAUUAACUGUGAGUAUCUUGCUGUAGCUGCACAUCCUCCUGAAGCUUCUUAUCACAAGAUAGGAGUCCCAUUAACUGGUAGAGGUGUCAUUCAAAUAUGGUGCAUUUUAAACCAAAACGUGAAAGAUGAAGUGGUGACUCCAUUAAACAAGGCAAAAGGAAGACCAGGAAAACCAAAUGUCCUGAAGGAUGAAUCAUCUGCAUUGAAGAAGCCAAAAGGGAGACCUAGGAAAACAAAUGUCACAAAGGAUGAGUCACCUGCAUUGAAUAAGUCAAGAGGAAGGCAUAGAAAGAAGGAAGCUGAAAAGGAACUAGAUGAUUUAGAGAGCAACAGCCAAUUUAUUCCAGCCCUUGCUGUUGAAUUCCCAGAAGAUUCACAUGAGUUUCAUGCUGUGAAUAAGGUGAACAAGAGUAAUGAUGAACAACCUCUGCUGGACAACUGUAUUGCAGAUUCUGGGUUGGAGGCUGAAACAAGAGAACACUUCAGUUCUGGAAUUUCAGCUUGUAAAUCAGGGUUCAGUACUUCACAGAGGAGAAGAAAGAAAGAUAAGGCAAGGGCUGGAGAAAAUUUGGUUGCAGUUGUGGAAGAAAAUAAUAGCUCUGAGCAGGGUCUGUUAGCAUCAGAUAAGAACACAACUAAUAAUGGUCUUGGCAAUAAUUCUCAUCUUCCAAAGGAUGUUACUCUGCCUAGGGUUGUUUUGUGUCUGGCCCACAAUGGAAAAGUUGCAUGGGAUGUGAAGUGGCGUCCUUUAAAUGAUUCAGGAUACAAGAAUUCAAUGGGUUAUCUUGCUGUACUGCUGGGAAAUGGCUCUUUGGAAGUGUGGGAUGUUCCUCUACCAAACACAAUCAAAGUCUUGUAUUCUUCUUGUCGCAAGGAUGGUACUGAUCCUCGUUUUGUUAAAUUGGAGCCUGUGUUCAGAUGCUCAAAGUUGAAGUGUGGGGACAGACAAAGCAUUCCUCUUACAAUGGAGUGGUCACCUUCAGCUCCGCAUGAUCUAAUACUAGCAGGGUGCCACGAUGGAACGGUUGCUUUAUGGAAGUUUUUUCCAGGAGGUUCUUCUCAAGAUACACGACCUUUGCUUUGCUUUAGUGCAGAUACUGUUCCCAUUCGAGCACUUUCUUGGGCUCCAGAUGAAAGUGAUGCGGAGGGUGCAAAUGUAAUAGUAACUGCUGGACACGGAAGCCUAAGAUUUUGGGACUUGCGUGAUCCAUACCGUCCUUUAUGGGAAAUUAAUUCAGUGAGAAGAGUGGUUUAUAGUCUGGAUUGGCUGCUAGAUCCUAGGUGUAUCAUUUUGGCCUAUGACGAUGGUACACUAAGGAUCCUCAGCUUGUCAAAAGCUGCAUAUGAUGUCCCUGUGACAGGGAAACCUUUUUCUGGGACACAACAACAAGGGUUGCACAGCUAUUACUGUUCAUCAUUUACAAUCUGGAGUGUUCAUGUAUCACGACUUACAGGUAUGGUUGCAUAUUGCAAUGCAGACGGAACGGUUCUCCAUUUUCAGCUUACAGCCAAAGCAGUGGACAAAGACCCUUCUCGUAAUAAGACCCCACAUUUUCUUUGUGGCUCACUGACUGAGGAUGACUCCACCCUUUCAGUGAAUACUCCUUUGCCUUGCACUCCCUUCCCUAUGAAAAAGUCCCUGAAUGAAUGGGGAGACACCCCAAGAUCCAUCCGUGGGAUCUUGUCAGGCUCCAAUCAGGCGAAGAAAGCAAAUGAUGAAGUUCUAGCUUUGUGCUAUGGUGAUGAUCCGGAACCUGGUUUUGGAUAUGACAACUCACCAGCUAAUCCAAAUCGAAGAACACAAAAACCAAACACAUGUAAGAAGAAAAAGCUUGGUUCAGACUUAGCAUGCUCAGCCGAGGAAGAGUUGGGGAAUUUACAGAGGGGUGGGAAUGAGAAGAGUGCAGCAAUGAGUGAGAUCGAAAUAUUUCCUCCGAAGAUUAUAGCAAUGCAUAGAGUGAGAUGGAAUAUGAACAAGGGAAGUGGAAGAUUGUUAUGUUAUGGAGGAGCUGCUGGAAUUGUACGAUGCCAAGAUAUUGCUGCAUCUUGUAUUGCAGAGAGAUCAAACAAUAAAUUCAAGAGACCAUGAUCCUUGUAAUAUGUUUCUUGUUUUUGUUGUAUAUCUGUAUAUAACUUAUUUAUGUCAAACCAUGAGAUGUUUGAUACAUGUUAUAGUUAUAACAUUUGUAUUUAAGAAAUGGGUUGUGAUAACAUCGCCACUAACGAAGA